Molecule: messenger RNA, 2580 nt
Organism: Elephantulus edwardii (Cape elephant shrew)
Lineage: Eukaryota; Metazoa; Chordata; Mammalia; Macroscelidea; Macroscelididae
Gene: BRMS1L
Product: breast cancer metastasis-suppressor 1-like
Exons: 10
Coding region: 130-1101 (323 amino acids)
Biological process (GO): negative regulation of transcription by RNA polymerase II
Cellular component (GO): Sin3-type complex
Molecular function (GO): histone deacetylase binding
Source: RefSeq, a predicted model, not a curated record
GGGGAGGAGCCCAGGGGGUUCUGAAAGAGGUCGGCAGCUGGGUGGGUCCGGGCGAUUGGCGUGCCCUUCAUUAAAGCGGCGGUGGCCGGCUUGGGUGCCGGCAGUGGGAAGCGACGGCGCAGUUGGAAAAUGCCGGUGCAUUCCCGAGGGGAUAAGAAGGACACGAACCACCACGAUGAGAUGGAGGUGGACUACGCUGAAAAUGAGGGGAGCAGCUCGGAGGACGAGGACACGGAGAGCUCUUCAGUCUCGGAAGAUGGAGAUAGCUCAGAGAUGGAUGAUGAAGACUGUGAAAGAAGAAGAAUGGAAUGUUUAGAUGAAAUGUCCAAUCUUGAAAAACAGUUUACCGAUCUCAAAGAUCAGCUUUAUAAAGAGCGAUUAAGUCAAGUGGAUGCAAAACUACAAGAAGUCAUAGCUGGAAAAGCUCCAGAAUAUUUGGAACCACUGGCAACGUUACAAGAAAAUAUGCAAAUUCGUACAAAGGUAGCAGGAAUCUAUAGAGAGCUCUGCUUAGAAUCUGUAAAGAACAAAUAUGAAUGUGAAAUUCAAGCUUCUCGUCAGCAUUGUGAGAGUGAAAAGCUUUUGUUAUAUGAUACGGUCCAGAGUGAAUUAGAGGAGAAGAUAAGAAGGCUUGAAGAGGACAGGCACAGCAUUGAUAUUACCUCAGAGCUAUGGAAUGAUGAACUUCAGUCAAGAAAAAAGAGGAAGGAUCCUUUCAGUCCUGACAAAAAGAAGCCAGUUGUUGUAUCAGGUCCAUAUAUUGUUUAUAUGCUGCAAGAUCUUGAUAUUCUUGAAGACUGGACAACAAUUAGGAAGGCAAUGGCUACACUGGGUCCACACAGAGUGAAAACAGAACCACCUGUGAAACUGGAAAAACACCUGCACAGUGCUAGGUCUGAAGAAGGAAGGCUAUAUUAUGAUGGUGAAUGGUAUAUACGUGGACAAACAAUAUGUAUUGAUAAAAAAGAUGAAUGUCCUACAAGUGCCGUAAUUACAACAAUUAACCAUGAUGAAGUUUGGUUUAAGAGGCCUGAUGGAAGCAAAUCUAAGCUUUACAUUUCACAGCUACAGAAAGGGAAAUAUUCAAUUAAACAUUCGUAAUCAUGAUUUAAGUGUUAUCUAAAUUUACCUUAUUAGUGUUACCAAGUGUGAUGUGCCACAAGAGUAAAAAAAAUGUAUUGAAUAAUUUAAUAUUCUCAUCGAAUCGUGGGAGGAUGUGUGUUUGUAGGUAGUACUCUAAGUAGAACUCAACAUUGAUUACAUUAUUAAAAGAAACAAUAAUAGAAGCUUAAUCAUGAUCACUUAUUAGUUUCUUAGGUCCAAUGACCAGUAGAUACAUGUGCUAGAGGUUUCUUUCUAUACUUUUCCUUCAUAUGCAUAUUUGUCUGCGUAUUUGUCUUAUUUUUAGUGAGCUGUAUUGCUAAAUCUCUAUAAUUAUCAGCAGUUUUGAAAAUUUCCAUAUUUUUGUCAUUCAUUGUGUGUUUGUAAAUAUGCCUGAUGAAAUGUUUCAUAUAAAUGGUUUGUACAAGUACAUUAGUGUUAAAUCAAAACUGAAAUUUAAACAUAUAUUUGUGACUAUGUAUAUAUAUGGCAUCAUCAGCCUAUUUAGGACUGAUGGCCUUACUUUACAAUCUUGUUUUACCCAAAAUUACGCCGUUGGGUUUGAAAGUUAAAAGGAGCACUUUUGUAGACUAGCAGAUUUACCUUUUCUUUCUUUCUUUUUUUAUCAUGGUGAUCUAUUUUUACAAAUUAUAAUGGUAAUUAGUAAAAUUGGUGUCAAGUAGUAACAUACUUCUACCUGUAUUUCUUGUGAACCUUUAGAGAGCAAUGUUUAUUGCUGGUAUUUAUGAUUCAGUAUGUAAAUGGUGGACAGUAACUGACAGUAUUGUGUGCUUGCUGAAUAUGUCUGAGCUUUUGGAACAGAUUUUUAGUAAGCGCUUUUCAGAGGUAAAGUUAGGUCCUUAUCCUAAUUUUGUUCCUAGGAUAAAAUAGACAGGGAGAGCAUCCUUGAAUCUAUUCCCAAAUUAUUAUUAUUUUUGUCUUCAAUGUUUUUACACUUUAAGGCCAUUUGGUGCAAUUUAGAAAGUGUUGGCCUCCUUUCCCUUACCUAUAUUCAAAAUUAACUUCUAAAGCCUCAGGAAUGGUUUUAAAGAGUCAAAACUCUCAAUGUGGCAGUACAGUUUGAUGUUGUGUAAUAUAUGUUUUAAGGUGUAACCAAAACAAGUAUUCCUGAUGGUAUUGUGCACUUUAAUUUUUAUUAUAGUGACAUUUAAGUGGAUGAGGAAGAAAUCUAGUUACUGACAUUUAGGGCAAGCAUAGCUGCAUUAUUCCGUUGUUUUUUCUCUUACCUCUGCAGACGUUUUCCUGUGCAUAUCACUACGUUACAGUUGCCAAAUUUUAAAAUAUUUGACUUCUGAAAUCAUUAUCAUUUGUUCAGUUUCUAAUUAACUUUAGCAAAUGUAUUCAGUGUCAUAAUCCAAUAGUAUUUGAUAGUACUUAUGUAAACAAUGUUUGAUAAGCAUUUUUAAUAAGAUUUGUAUUUUUAAAUUUAGUAUGUAAUAAAAAGAUGUGUUUGAGUGU